Lymnaea stagnalis (great pond snail) is the source of this 318-nucleotide messenger RNA. NCBI's taxonomy places the organism in Eukaryota, Metazoa, Mollusca, Gastropoda, Lymnaeidae. The record is from the annotation of a GenBank genome assembly.
GUCUAAGAUAGCACCAUUGUUAAACGCUGCGAGAACCUGUCUGGCCAGUGCCCCAUUCCUCGAGAGUCUCUACAAACAUCAUUUGAUUAACGGGAACCACGAAGCCAAAGACGUCAUUUUUCACGCGGUCCUUUAUCAUACUGAGGCAUAUAGAAAUGGGAAUUGGUCGAAACCCGCCUUGCACAGAGGCUGUAGCGCCUCUGGUAAUUUUGGAGUUUUCUGUUAUGGCAAAGGAAUAUUCGAGGCCUACUCGGUAGCGGAAGAUAAAUAUUUUGAUAUAGCACGUUGUCCUGAAUGUGUUCUGUCGGUUCAUUUGGU